Acanthocheilonema viteae is the source of this 333-nucleotide messenger RNA. The record is from the annotation of a GenBank genome assembly. NCBI's taxonomy places the organism in Eukaryota, Metazoa, Nematoda, Chromadorea, Rhabditida, Onchocercidae.
AUGGACAGAAAUGGUAUAAAUCGAGAAGAUAUCGGUAAUCGCUUUAAUAAAUGUUUGGAAGAAGCAUUGAAUGAUACGCGACAGCUUGUAAAAGGUGAAAUAAGCGAGGAUGAAAUAGAUGUCGAACAAGGAUUGCAACAGGCAUCAGUGGGAAAAAUGAUUGAAAAUUUCACAAAGAUAUUAUUGGACAAUGAAAAAGUGAAAUAUGCGGAUGUUAAUGUACAAAUGCACCUGAAAAAUGUUCGAAGUAAUCCAAGGAAGCAUAAUGUUCGGUUCUUUGCAUAUGAACCAUAUGGUGUAGACGAGCGUGGUGGUCAAAUUAUACGCGAUUAG